This is a messenger RNA of Trypanosoma grayi, 651 nucleotides long. RefSeq lists its product as hypothetical. The annotation marks the transcript as partial. The transcript has a single exon. The record is from RefSeq and is a predicted model, not a curated record. Lineage: Eukaryota; Euglenozoa; Kinetoplastea; Trypanosomatida; Trypanosomatidae.
GCCACCGGCAUUGAGGAUGCGGUAAAAACGGGCCUCGAAAGCCAGCUGCGGGUGACGCGUCUUCACAGGCUCCAGCUUGAUGGCCACGGGACUGUUGUUCUGUAUGUUCGUGCCACGGAAGAUCUCACCAAACGAGCCGGAGCCAAUCUUCUGGCCGAGUCGGAACCGGUUGCCUAUCAGCAUCUCUAUGCUGUUGUCAUUGGAAACCAUAUUGCACGCUACUUUUACGGUAACUCUUGCCGCCCUCCUUCUUUCCCCCCUUUUUUUAUUGGUGCGCUUUGCCCUGAACUGAAAGUAAUGUUACGUUUCAGGGCAGAUUCACUUCCCCCAGCGUUCUUCAACCCAAAGUGUUGCUUAAAAGCGUACAAAGUCAAGAAAGCAGAAGUAGCCGAAGUAGCGCGAAGGCCAAGACGUUUGUGUGGCGCUGGACGCGAGCAGGCAAAAGGGCGCGAGUGUAAAAUGCAGACGGAGCGUGUGAAAUGCGGCACCUUAGCAUGCUGCAGUAUUUUUUUUUUUGGUUUCCUCCGUAGAGUGCAGACUGAAUGUCUCUUUGUUCUGUUUAUUUUCUUUUUUUUUUUUGUCCUUCUGCUGGGUCAGCUUCAACUUCCUUUCUCUUUUGCCCUUUAUUUCACAUGUACAUCUCGGCACUGA